CAGCUCGGUGGCAGCUAGCGGCGCGGCUGUAGCUUCCCCGGAGCUGUACGGCCCGGUGACAGUUAACACAAACCGGCUGCUUUCUCCGUGUGAGGUCAGAGGCAAAGAAACGGGGCGGCGUUAGUCCGUUUAGCCGCCAGCUGGAGCGGAGGGGAGCGGAGGGCUGGGAGCUAGCUGGCCGAGCCGAGCGAAGGCUAGCCCGGGGAGGAGACCGCAGCUAGCGAGGGGGGCUCCGGGUCAGCGGUUCUCCGGUGUAGGAGAGGCUCCAGGUCAGCGGUUCUCCGACAAACACAGAAGAUGGAGGAUUCCAGCAGCAGCAAACCCUUCAUGGUGACGUCGUCCCUGAACUUCAAAGUCACCACGCCGUCCUUCUACAACCAGCCAAAGAAGUUUGCGUCCGUGGCGCCGCCGCGGCCCAAAAGUCAGACUCCUCCGUCUCCGUCGCCGACACCGAUAGGCGCCGGGGUUAUCGGCCGAGUGGGAGACCUGCCGCCGCCGCCGCCUUCGCUCUGCGACGACUUCCCGCCCCCCCCUCCUCCUCCACUGGAUGACGAUGACUUGCCAGCCCCUCCCCCUGAAUGCCAAACCACACCCACCGCCUCCGAUGCUCCGCCCCCCACCUUCCCGGCCCCGCCUCCGGUGGCCGAUGACCUGCCCCUCCCCGCCCCCCCUGAGGAGAGCCCCUGCCCACCCACCUGUCCCUCCCCUCCGCCUCCGCCUCCCCCACCGCCUCCCCCCAGUGCUCCCAGUGCUCCCAGUGCUGCUGGGAACCCACAGAGGCUGGUGGAGAAGCAGACGAGCUUCGAUAAACAGCUCGACUCCCUGACCGACCUGCUGUCCGAGAUGGAGACCAGAGGACCCUUCAAUCCGAAGAUACCGGGCCAGUAUUCGUCAGCACCAGCACCCAAACCCGCGGCUCCUCCUCCGACUGCUCCCAAACCGGCGCUGUCCUUCCUGCCUCCCCCGGAGAUGGGCGACCGGCCUCCUCCUGCCCCGUGGGCCGAGGAGCUCAAAGCCAGAACCAACCGACAGAACAACCACGGCUCCGGACCCGGCCCCGCCGCCAAGGCUCCAGGUGUGGCGCCAAAGUCUGGGUUCGGAGGGAGACCCACGACGUCGUCCGCGUCUCUAGCCCAGAAGCUGAACCAGAACCUGAACCAGAACCUGAACCAGGUGCCCAGCCCGGUGAGCAGCGCUCCCAAACCUUCCCCUCCAGCAGCAAGCAGCUCCUUCCCUCCACCUCCUGCAGCUCCUCCUGCUCCUCCUGCUGCUCCCAGUAACGUGGCUCCAGCACUGGCUCCGAACCACAUAAAGAGUCCGGGCUUUACCGGCCCAGUGAAUGCAAACCAGAACCCGCCUGCUGCUGCUGCUCCUCCUCCACCCAAGACGAUGCCCUCUCCUCCCUCCUCCUUCAGCCAGCCGAUGAAAACCACCCCUGCAUCCACGCCUUCCCCUCCAGGUCCGAUCCUGAUCCCAGGUGGAGGCGUUCCUCUAAACAUGAAGGAGGUGGAGGAGCUGGAGAGGAUGACCAAGGACUUCAUUAAAGACAUGGACACACAUGCACCUGUCAUCACCUCCCCCCCGACAGAGGUUUGCGGGAAGUGUGGCGAGGCUCUGUCCAGGACUCAGCCGGCCGUCAGGGCCAUGGACAAACUCUUCCACUCCACCUGCUUCUGCUGCAUGAGCUGCCAGCGCCCCCUGCAGGGCAUGCAGUUCUACGACAGGGACGGAGCGCCGCAGUGUGAGGACUGUUACAUGAGCUCCCUGGCCAUCUGCUCCAGAUGCGGCGAACGGAUCACGGAUCGCGUCCUGAAGGCCGUCGGUCAGUGUUUCCACGCUCAGUGUUUCCGCUGCAGCACCUGCUCCUGCAUCCUGGAGGGGGCGCCCUUCAUCACAGACGACAACAACAACCCCUACUGCGUCCAGGAUUACCACAGGCGCUUCUCUCCGCUGUGCGUCAGCUGCAACGAGCCCAUCAUUCCUGCUCCGGGCAGCGAGGAGACGGUCCGAGUCGUGGCUCUGGACAAGAACUUCCACCUCAAGUGUUACCGCUGCGAGGACUGCGCCCGGCCUCUGUCCAUAGAGGCAGAUGAGAACGGAUGCUACCCGCUCGACGGCCGGAUCCUGUGCAUGAAGUGUCACACCCAGCGGGCCAAGCGCGCCGCGCAGUGAUGGGCUGACGCAGCGCCGCCCCGUUGAACCGCCAACCAAAUCCAGAAGCACAGAAUUCAUCCAGCUGCCUUUGCUACAGGGCUUAAUUCAGUGUGCUUGUGUGAGUGUGUGUGUGCAUGAAUGAGUGUGCGCACGAAUGAGUGUGUGUGUGUGCAGACUCGGUGUCGUCCCCCCCACGUCUGUUCCCUCGGUGCAGAGGUAAUGUACUGCACUGACCUCCAGCCCUCUCUGUGUGAAUCGGAGCCUAGUUUUUGUGCCAAUUCUAUGUUUACGCUAAAAUUCCCAGCAGAAGUUGCACAAGAAGAUCAAAAGAGCGGUCUGAAUUAAAGUUGCCUUUCCUCCGCGCGUCUCGCCUGAAUAUCCACAGUAGCACCGUGAGCUGAGAUAUUUCCACGCCGCAGGAGGAGAAAGCUCCCGUUUGUCCGGUUUUAACCCGCUGGUAGAAAAAUCUCUCCGUAAAAAAAAACUCCGGCGGCAUGUCGAAGCUUUCCUGCCUUUUCCAGUGCUUUUCAGCAUCAGCCUCUGACAGCAUUUUAAAAUCAUUUAGGGCUAAAAAAAAAAAACAACAAAAACACACAAACUGCAAACGGUGAAUGUUGCUCUUAGUGAUUGACGACUUACAGGCAUGAAUUCUGUCUUGUUGCUUCGUUUGAUCUUACAAGAUUAGAACAAAAAAAAAAACAGCUGAGAUGUCUUCUCAAAAAAAAAAAAAAAAAAAAAAGCUGAUUUAAUGAGUAUUUUUUUAGAUGCAUGCGUUUGGAUGCAGAAAUCGUGAACAAGCACAGAUUCGAUCCCAGCUGGACUCUCAUCGUUCAAACCAGCUGAGUUCCUUCAACCGUCGUUGCACAUCGUGAAAAAAAACAUCUUCUGACUCUGAAGUCGCCGCACAUGAUGCAUUUAGCUCAACGCCAACUAGAGUCAUGAAACGUAGCUUUUGAUAUGCAUUUCUUAGAAUCUCUUGCUUUAAAUAAUAUAAUUUAUGGACCUAUUUUUAUUGAGUAUUAACGUGUAUCAGCGCUAAGAUAACCUGUAGAGGCUUUGAGUAGCAGUUCAAACACAGCGACCAAAUAUUUCAGUUUGUUGGGAUCCAGUGUUCUGACCUUCAUCUAUGUUUCUGUGUUCGAGCCCAGUGUUUUAUUGUUACCACUAUACUUUCCAUUAUUCCACUUUUGUACUAUUUUAUCUUCUUUUUUUUUUUGCUGUACUGUAUUCCACUGAUGAACGUGUAUUUGGUUUGAACCUGGCGGCGUGCCUUCUCCACUGUUGUUUGCUUUCCGAAUCGAGCCACAGACGAUAAAUCGUAAAAGUCGACCCUGGCGAAGUUGUUAUCGCCAGACGGAGCGUCCGGCGUCAUCGUAUCGCGUCGCGUCGUAUUACAUGUGGAUGUCUUUUCAUAUAACUUUUUUAUACGUUUGAUAUGUGUGACUGUCUUGAACCAUUAUUUAGCCCCGACCCUCCAUCUUUGGCUGUAUCCAGAUAAAAACAAAUAAAGAAAGAUGCUGAAUACCAA
Molecule: messenger RNA, 3682 nt
Organism: Stegastes partitus (bicolor damselfish)
Lineage: Eukaryota; Metazoa; Chordata; Actinopteri; Pomacentridae
Gene: zyx
Product: zyxin
Exons: 10
Coding region: 298-2172 (624 amino acids)
Biological process (GO): integrin-mediated signaling pathway; transforming growth factor beta receptor signaling pathway
Cellular component (GO): cytoplasm; focal adhesion; stress fiber
Source: RefSeq, a predicted model, not a curated record